CAUGCCAUCAAAAGAUCCUUGGCCGAACAAAACAUCGGUAGAUUCAGCAAACUGAUGAUUUUUCAUAUGUCAAAGCUCCUGCCGUCCUGCGGAAGAAAUAGUAUUGAGAUGUGUAUUUCAUCGAGACAUGUCAAGACUCCGGAUUUCAGCGCAGAAGAUGCAUAGCUGGCUGCCAGCAUUCGCCAACAUCCUCACUUUGGCGUUUUUAAAACCUUUCUUGGUUGUCAUUUUCUGUGCCUUGCCAGACACCAAGCUGGCAAAUGACAAGAGAUACCUCCAGGCGGCCAAAAAGGCUCUCUGUGAAGUGCCGCCAGUUAGAUUGCAGUGCACUGGGGGGAAGAAUCCCAAGUGUAUAGAUGCAGACUGGACGCCACCGCCGCCGCCGAAGCCAAAGUUCCCGCGGAUCUGUGGCUUUCUGAAUCCAACGCCAAAGGUGCCGGAGAGGCCCCCUGUGCUGACAUGGCAGAUCGCCCGGGAGGGCGUGGGCGGAGUUUGCAAAGAAGAUCCACCGGAGCCUGGCGCAGGGGUGGAUGAGGUCCAACAGGGCUUCGGGCCUGCGAAGCGCCGCGUGCGGGAAAACUGCAGCCUGGAAUGGUCACGGAAUGGUCACGGAUUUUUCUGGGCGAUACAUUUGUUGCCGAUAGCACUGCGGAGGCUACCACAGUUGACCGUGGCUUUGCUUCAGGGCACCGCCAUGGGAGCAGGCAUUGGUUUGGUGUGUGCCUGUGACUAUGUCAUCUCUGCGAAGGGUGCUUUCUUCACGAUGAGUGAGGCAAAGCUCGGAGCCGUUCCAUCUGCAGCUUUGCCCUACAUCACCAGGCGAUGCACCUUCAUCAAGAACGUGUAUCAGUUGGUACUGGCGGGCGCAAGACUCACAGCGGAGGUGGCUGAGGAGUACGGUUUCGUGGACAAGGUCGUUGAUGAUGUCAAAGACCUUGAGGCUGAGUGCCAAGCGGUGUGUGAUCGCAUGACUCUGUGCGCGCCUGGUGCCGUGGCCGCCACCAAAGAAGUGGUCAUGAACACGGUCGGCGUGCCACCAUCCUCGUUCAUGUUGAACUAUGUGGCUGGCAUCGUAGCAGACAUCCGAAAAGGACCUGAGAGCAAGGCGGGCAUGGAGGCGGUGAUGAGCAAAUCCCGACCAAAGUGGGCUGAUACUGCCGUCGUGCCGUGA
Cladocopium goreaui is the source of this 1171-nucleotide messenger RNA. Lineage: Eukaryota; Dinophyceae; Suessiales; Symbiodiniaceae. The record is from the annotation of a GenBank genome assembly.